CAAACGGCAUGAUGGGAUUGUGAAGGAGUUUGGGAGUUUGAAUGUUAUGGCUGACAUGUAGUUAGGUCUCCCUGAAUCUACAUUUUUGGUAAAUCGACUGCUUUAGUGUUUGCCCGUAAAAGCAGCAACCGUGCCCCGUCGCGCCCCCACCCCCAGCGGAGCGGUCAUGUGGCAGGAAGCUCGUAAACACGAGCGCAAGCUGCGCGGCAUGAUGGUGGACUACAAACGCCGCGGCGAGCGCCGGCGCGAGUACUACGAGAAGAUUAAAAAAGACCCGGCGCAGUUUCUGCAAGUCCACGGCCGGGCCUACAAGAUCCACUUGGACUCCGCCGUGGCUUUGGCUGCCGAAAGUCCUGUCAACAUGAUGCCUUGGCAAGGAGACACCAACAACAUGAUUGAUAGGUUCGACGUCAGGGCACAUCUGGACUACAUCCCUACCUAUACUCCUCCACUGCUGAGCACUGUCCCUGCAGAGCAGGAGUCAGAAGAGAGGAAAUGCAACUAUGAGCGCUACAGAGGACUUGUGCAGAAUGACUUUGCUAGCAUUUCGGAGGAGCAGUGCCUGUACCAGAUCUACGUAGACGAGCUGUACGGAGGCCUGCAGAGGUCAAACGAGGAAGAGAAAAAGAAACUCUCGGAGAAGAAGGCAACUAUUGGCUACACCUACGAGGACAGCACCGUGACAGAAGCAGGCAGGGUGUCUGACAAAGGGGAAGAUGAGGACUCCGAGAACAGCGAGUCGGAUGAGGAUGAGGGCAUCCCUGACAUCGAUGUGGAGGUGGAUGUAGAUGAGCUCAACCAAGAGCAGGUGCUGGAACUGAACAAGAUGGCCACGCCGUACGGAAUGACUGAGGGGGACUUCGUCAGGAUGCUGAGGAAAGACAAAGAGGAAGUGGAAGCCAUAAAACACGCCAAGGCGCUGGAGGCCGAGAAGGCCAUGUACUCGGGCCGACGUUCUCGCAGGCAACGGAGGGAAUUUAGGGAGAAGAGACUUAAGGGUAGACAAAUCAGCCCCCCCAGCUAUGCCAGGAGAGACAGCCCAACCUACGACCCCUACAAACGCCCGCAGUCAGAGUCCAGCUCGGAGUCCCGGUCCCGCUCACGCUCUCCGGGACACGACAAGAUCACCUUCAUCACCAGCUUUGGGGGUAGCGACGAGGAGGGGGCCGCCCCUGCCCCGCCACAGCCGGCCGCCCACACCAGCCACGCCCCCCCCAACUCUCAGCACCACCACCCCGCAGGUCAUAGCAGGGGCUCCCGCAGACGCCGGUCCUCUUCCAGCCCAUCUUCUUCCUCCUCCUCCUCGUCCUCCUCCUCCCGCUCUUCAUCCCGGCGCUCGUCGUCCCGCUCGUCCAGCCGGUCGCGCCGCGCCCAUCGUCGCGGCGGCCGGGACGCCAGAUACUCGCGUUCCCGCUCCCGAUCCCGUCGUUCCGACUCCUGGUCCCGGGGGCGGGGCGGCGGCGGGAUCCGGCGGCGGCAUGGCCGGUCCCGAUCGCGUUCCCGCUCACGCUCCACUGACAGAGGGCGGCGUCACGUGGCCCGGAGGCGCAGCAGGUCUCGCUCGGGCUCUCGGACCGGGGACCGUUUGCGUCGGCAGGGCCGCAGUGCCGGCUCUCGCCGCGGGGGCAGCAGCAGCGCCAGCCCCCCCCUGUCCCCCGCGCACAGCCGCUCCCCCUCCCCCGCCCUCCGGCACGCCGCUUCCGCCACAGUGGCUCUCUGUGACAAGCUAAGAAAGCCUGACAUUCCUGCCGGUAAAGAGACGGGAGCUGCCAAACCCAAGAUGACCCCCCAGGAGAAGCUGAAGCUCCGGAUGCAGAAGGCUUUGAACAAGCAAUCCAAGGCGGAUAAGAAGGCAGCCCAGGUGAAGAUCCAGCAGCAGGAACACAAGCGGCAGGAACGGGAGGGCGAGCUGAGAGCCAUGGCGCGCAAGAUCCGCAUGAAGGAACGUGAGCGGAGGGAGAAGGAGAGGGACGAAUGGGAGAGGCAGUAUGGAAGGCAGAGUCACUCCCCCUCCCCCACCUACAAGUAUGGCCGGGAACAUGGCUCAUCUAGAAGGUAUGUAAAGACUUCUCUCUCACACACACACACACGCAGACACCCAGGGGCCUCCGUGACACUCAGGGCCACUUCCACCCCGGCUGAGUCUCACGGUGUGUCGGAUAGAGUGCCAGGGAACAGGAACACAGCCCCCCGUGUGCUGGGGAGAGAGCUGUCGCAGCAAACCCGCCCCCAAAUUGUCACACCACAGGAUUCACAGCUGGUGGGAUUCAAAGUUGGUUUUUCUUUCUUUCCUUUUGUAAAUGACUUGCUGGUUCUGUGUAUAAGGAAGCUUCAGUUGGUAACAUGGGUAUUUCAUCCUGUAAUGAAAAUGAAAUGAAAAUGUUUUCAAUUAAGCCUAGUGUGAUAUCAUUAGCCAGCUCUGGAUAAUUCCAGGAGGGAAUGAAUGUUUAUAAGAAGACAAUUUGUACUUUGUAGGUUUCUGUGUGGGUAUUACAGUAUGAUGCCUUUCCCUUCAGGAAAUCUCGGUCACGCUCACGCAGUCCAUACUACAGAUACUAAGAGAUGAACCCCCACCCAGAAGAACACUUCCUCCACAUCUUCUCUUAGCCGGACCUCUUGGCUGCGGUCGUCACACCCCCCCAGCGGUUUUUUUUUUUUUGUCUUUUCUCCAAUGGAGGUCAUUUUCACAUAACCGACUACUGAGCAGAUUCUGAGAUGGAGACAGUGAUGGUGAGACAGUGAUGGUGAGACAGUGAUGGUGAGACAGUGAUGGUGAGACAGUGAUGGUGAGACAGUGAUGGUGAGACAGUGAUCCGACCACGUCUGCGAACCCCCGAGAGAAGUUUUAUACCAACAGAACGGCCAAGAAAACGAAGCGCGGUGAGCGAGUCUGUAACAGCAGUGUAUUUCUGCGAGCUAUAAAUAUGGAAACAAAAAAUUACAAUAGAUACAAUAAAUUAUGAUCUUUCUUUUGUUGAUCACGGCAUUAGGCUGGAGGAAAUAUAAUCAGAUAUUUUGAUUAUAUUCAAAUCCUGUGAGGUAUUACAAGGAAGUAAUCCCAGAUCACGUUCAAAAUUAUCCCGAGUACGAGAACUUGGUUGCAUUCAGGUGGCUGUCCCCUUCCAUCGGGGACCUGGUGACAGAUGCUGAACUGGCCAUCCCCACAUGAUGUACGCUUAGAAAUGAAACGAGGAUCUUGUGACGUAGCUUUGGUCUGUGCCUGACUGUGGAUGUCUAACGGCACUGGAGGACAAGCUGGGAUGGCGGGAAAGAUGGUCCUCCCAUGUAAAUAAAUUCCCUCAGAUUUCAGAUGAACUACCAUGAAUAUGAAAGGUGCUAAUUUGAUUUUAAGUAUCUUUCUUUCCAUACUCAAUCUCUCCCUGGCAAAUUAAACUGUAUAUACUGCCCUGUUAUUAGUGACUGUAAAGGCAAGUUAUUUUUUUGUGUUAUUGGUAAAUAACUCUGCUUACUGGGAUGUUCCAAAUAAAAGGCAUAUGAAUAAUA
Messenger RNA from Paramormyrops kingsleyae, 3504 nucleotides. NCBI's taxonomy places the organism in Eukaryota, Metazoa, Chordata, Actinopteri, Osteoglossiformes, Mormyridae. The record is from RefSeq and is a predicted model, not a curated record.